Molecule: messenger RNA, 4131 nt
Organism: Paramecium octaurelia
Lineage: Eukaryota; Ciliophora; Oligohymenophorea; Peniculida; Parameciidae
Source: the annotation of a GenBank genome assembly
AUGAAUACUAAUUUCCAAAUAACUUUAUAGACCUUCAAAUCCCUUCAUGAACAAAUAUAACCAUUACAAAGACCUUGUCUAUUUACUAAGUUAUUUAAAUCGAAGGACAAUAAAAUUAUAAAGCGAAGAGAAUUCGAAACCAAAAAAGAAUGGCUCUCUUGGAAGUAAGGAAUCACAUAAGAACUACUUAAUUAAAGGAGGCUUUCUUUGAAAUAUCCGGGAAAGGUACUUACUAUCCUAAAUUACACAGUUGAAACUAUUAACCACCAAAGAAAUCUUUAUGUUGCAUAUGAUUGUGAAGAUGACAUUGAACCUUUAUUUCAAUAUUUAAACAAUAACACCGUUAGUUUCCAAGAACAAGCUUAAAUAUUUGAAUAACUGUUAUAAAUCGCCUGUAUUUUGUUCAAGACCAAAUUCGAACAUACAAAUUUGAAGCCAAACAAUAUCCUAUACUACAAAAAAUAAGUGCUUAUCACAGAUUUUGGAAGUGCAAGAACUCAUUAUUAAAAUUUCCUUAAAGAAUAUACAAAAUAAGCAGAGAUGGAAUGGUAGAAUAAUUUAAUAUUCUUCUACCCUGAAGAAUACUAGAAAAUUAUGGAGGAAAAGAAUUUCUACUUCAGAAUUGAACUUUGGAAGAAAUUUGAUCUAUCAGAUCAAAAAUUUAGAAAAUACGUUGACAUCUGGGCAUUAUCAAUGAUGAUGAUCUAAGUAUUUGAAAACAAUUAAACAUUGCCAAAAAAUUUAUCUGAUUAUUAUGGUUUAAAUAACAAAUAAAUUUUUUAGAAAAUAGAGAACCUUAAGUAAUAUUAAAAUGGAAUCUUCUCUGAGGUCAUUUUUACAUUACUGAUUUAAAAGAAGGAUCCUGAAUCAGUAUAUCAGACAUUUCUUUAAUAGAAGAAAUUGAAUCAGACUGAAUCGCAGUCAUAAAUGGAAUCAACAUUUACUAUUAAAUAGAUAUUUGAUCAUGAAGACGAGGAAGAGAAUACAUAUAGAUCGUUUAAACCUUAAAAUUAUUUUCUUCCCAAUUAAACUAUUCAAGAACUUUAAGAUUAAUUCGAUAAUGAUGACUCCUCUAGUGUUAUUAGUUCUAGUUAUUAAAUUGAUAUUCUUGGUUUCACUGAAAUCAAAUAAAAGAAUAAUUUAACUUAAAUUCCAAUUUAAAAGCCCUAACGUCAAGAUUAAUAGAGCCCUAUAAGAUAUAAGCCAGAAUCUCAACAUUAUGAUUUUUCUUCAAAUCCUCUCCAAUUUUUUAACAUUCAAGAUAAUCCAUAAAACUUAAAUUAUGUAACUUAAAACAAGCCAAGUCUAGCAGUAAUAAAUUAUGAGUUCAACCAAUAACAAUCUGAAGGAAUUCAAGUUGAUGAUACUAAAAAUAAAAAUGACAAUAUCAUUUUGGUUCCGAUUCAGUCUUAGUUACAAGUAUUAAAUAGUAGUAGUAGGAAUGAUUAGGGUAAUCCAAUAAAUCUAGAACAAGUUUAAGAUGAUAUAUAAAUUGGAUAAGCCUAAGUAGACAAAACAAAAAAUGAUAAUUAAUAAUUUGGGUGCUUAUAAAUUAUUUAAUUGGAUAAAAUUGAUGAUAAUAAAGAGGGAGAUAAUUUUAUUUAAAUUUUUAAUUAAAAUGGAACUCAAAACUUUUAAUUUCUAGAAGAUUAAAAAUUAACUGAAGUAAAUUAGGAUAAUAGCAAUAAGAAUGAUGUUGUCACACAUAUAGAUAAUUAAAAUUUUUAAUUUAAUAAUUCAAAUAAUUAUGAUUUAUUAAAUUUAAAUGAUGAAGAGUAAUUUCCAGGAUAAUUGAAUUAAUUUUAAGGAUAAAAAGAGAAUUAAGAGAAGGUGAAAUAAAUAAACAUAUUGGCAAUCGAUGAUUUUGAUACUGAGGAUUAAUAAGUUCCUAAGAAGAAUCAAGUGUAGAAAUAAGUCAUUCAAUCUGGUCAAUAAGAAUUUAAUUUAUUAGAACUGAACGAUUCAAAAACGGAAUUCAAAACUCGAUAACAAGAUUCCUAAUAGAGUAAUUUAUUGAUAAUCACCCAUUCACAAAAUAGCUUGAUUCCGUAAAAUAAUGAUCCAAAUUAAAGUAAUGAUGGGGGUUAAUAGUAAGUAGAAAAAAGCAAUAUCAGCAUCAAGAAAAGCUAAUUGUAAGUAUUGCAGCCAUUCACGGAUGAAAAUUAUGAAGGAAAUUAAAUUGAUGAUGGAAGUGUUAUAAUUGCUCAAAAUCAAUAGCAAGAUGAUUAUUCGCUAUUGAUUGAUAUAACUGAGAAUAAUUAGAAUAAGGUUCCUGACCAAAAAAAGAAUAAUAAAUAAAAUAUAGUGGAUAUUAUCAACAAUGAGAACUCAUUUCAACAAAUUCAACAAUUUGAAGAUCCAAAAGAAAUCACAGAUUAGGAAUCAAAAGAAAACCCUGUCUCUUUGAAAAUAAUAAAAAAUUAAUUAAAUGAAGGAGUGAUAUAAUUAGAAGAUAACGAUUAAAAAGAGAUUUUGAAGUAAUUAAAAUUCAUUAAACAGAUUUUUACUCAUUUAGAAUAACAUCCUAGCGAUCCUACCAAUAUCUUUGAGGAUGAAUAAGAUAAAAAGAGCUAAAAGCAGAUUCAAUAAUUUUUUGAUGAAAUUGCAAUAUUAAAAGAAAAAGAAUAGAUUUAAUUAAUUGAUGAUGUAAAUGAUGGCAUAGAUGUUAUUUAAAAAAAGUUAGAGGCAGAUCAUUUUUUUGAUGAUAACAAUAUCCAAAACCAUCCUUAACUACUUACUUUUCUUAAUGAGGAUCAAUUAAAUAUAUUAAAAUCAGAAAUACAGAGUAAUAAAUUUGUAACAGAUUUAAUAUAAAAAUUAAUAGAGGCGAAAGAAGAUUUAAAAAAGCUCAAACAAAAUCCAAUUCUAUAAAACAUAUUAAAAAAAUAGUAGGUUGAAUUACUCAAUAAGGAAGAACUCAAAAUUUACUAACGCUUAUUGGAGAAGGUGCCCAAGGAUAGAAAAUAAGGGGAUAGACUGAUAGCUUAGUAAUCUGCUGUUGAAAACAAACUCAAAGAAAUAAAGCUAAAGGAACAAGAAGAAGUAAAUAAAUAGAAAAUUAUUGAUUUUUUAAGAAAUCCUUCUUUUGAUAAGUUGCUACCGGAUGCUUUUCUAAGGAAAUUACGUGCAGAGGACAGAAAAAAGUAUAAAGCAGCUCUUAAGGAUCUAAAACUCAAAUCAACUUAAAGACAGAAAAAGAUCAUAUAAGAAUAGAUUGAUAUCAUUGAUGAUAUAAAGAGGAAACAUAAUAGAAUUAAGAUAUAAAUCAAUAAAAUUGAUGAAGUCAGCGAAGAAGGAAGUACCAAGUAAUCUUCGAAAAAGAAUAAUUAUCAAACCUUCCAAGUAGCUUACUUAAAAGCCAUCAAACAACUCGUCGAUGAUAAGGUUUCAGAACUACUCUCCUAGAAUUAAUAUAUAAGAGAGUUCUAAUUAACGGCAAAUGCUUAUGAAAUUACUGAUUUAGUUCCUAGUGAUUGUUAUAACUUUUCACAGUAGUUCAAGAAUAGGAAACUUUAAUUUUAUGAUUUCCUUGGUUCAAAAUAUAAAGGUGAAACUCUUAAUGAUUAUCCAGAUGGAAUAGGUAUUUUGAGAAAGAGGGGAGUUUCAUCAAUUUAUAAGGGCUAUUUUAAGAAAGGCAAGUUCUAUUGGGGGUAAGUGUUGGAGAUGAAUGAUAAAGGAUUAUUGACUUAAUAUGUGGGGUAUUACAAUUAGGAAUAUUAGGUAAAGCAUGGAAAGGCAAGAUUGAAAUGGUUUAAGCCCUACAAAAAAGGGUUGUUUUGUGAUGCUUAUGUAUUUAAUUAAUAUGAAAUGUAUGAAGGGGAUUUUAUAAUGGGAUACAUUCAUGGGUAAGGAAAGAAAGUAUAUGCUGAUUUAUCUGAAUAUGAAGGGGAAUGGAAGAAGAAUCAGAGAGUAGGUUUCGGAAGAUUGACAUUAAGGUAAGGAGGGUAGAAGUCCAUAACAUAUGAAGGUUAGUUUGAGGAUAAUGUUUAGCAUGGUAAGAAUGUUAGAGCCAUUCAUCAUCAUUAAACUGGACUGGAUUUGAUAGUGGAAGGAGAAUAUAAAAAAGGCAAGCCCAUAGGGUCACACCUAUUGAUCUUUAACUAAAUUGUUCAGAAGGAGAUAUUCUAUUGA